This is a messenger RNA of Microtus oregoni (creeping vole), 547 nucleotides long. RefSeq names its product adenylate kinase isoenzyme 6-like. Bases 26 to 547 code for a protein of 173 amino acids. The record is from RefSeq and is a predicted model, not a curated record. Gene Ontology annotation, molecular function: ATP hydrolysis activity; ATP binding; AMP kinase activity. The transcript has a single exon. Gene Ontology annotation, cellular component: cytoplasm; nucleus. NCBI's taxonomy places the organism in Eukaryota, Metazoa, Chordata, Mammalia, Rodentia, Cricetidae.
CGCUGGCGGCCUGGGAAGGAGGACUAUGAAGCUUCCGAACAUCCUGCUCACCGGUACACCCAGGGUUGGAAAAACCACACUAGGCAAAGAACUUGCGUCAAGAUCAGGACUGAAGUACGUUAAUGUGGGUGAUUUAGCUCAAGAAGGGCAGUUGUAUGACGGCUACGAUGAAGAGUACGGUUGUCCCAUUUUAGAUGAAGAUCGAGUCGUUGAUGAGUUAGAGAGUCAGAUGAGCGAAGGCGGCGUUAUCGUUGAUUACCAUGGUUGUGAUUUCUUUCCUGAACACUUGUUUCAUAUAGUUUUUGUGUUGAGAACAGAUAAUAGUAUACUGUACAAAAGACUUGAAACACGGGGUUAUAAUGCGAAGAAACUACAAGACAACAUUCAGUGUGAGAUUUUCCAAAUUCUUUAUGAAGAAGCCAGAGCAUCUUACAGAGAAGAAAUUGUGCACCAGCUGCCCAGUAAUGAACCAGAGCAGCUAGAGGAUAAUAACAUCAACCAGAUCUCAAAGUGGAUUGAGCAGUGGGUCAAAGAUCAUAACUCUUGA